This is a messenger RNA of Prorocentrum cordatum, 2343 nucleotides long. NCBI's taxonomy places the organism in Eukaryota, Dinophyceae, Prorocentrales, Prorocentraceae. The record is from the annotation of a GenBank genome assembly.
AUGCCCGCCGCCGUCGCCGACGGCGUCUUGGACUGGAAGACGGACCUCAAGGCCGGCUUGCUGGCGCGCCCGCACACGAUAGCCGAAGCCGGCGUCUCGGAGGCCAUGGCGAGCUGGCUGCAGAGCCGCCUGGAGACGGCGCAGGCCGACCACCGCACGGACGUCUCGCGCCGCCUGGCCUCGUUCGAGCAGUCCGACCGCCGGUUCAAGGAGUGGGUGCAGCGAGAGCAGGAGCAGCUCGCCUCGCAGGUGCAGCAGGCCGGCGGGAGGUGCGCGGCGUGGUCUCUCCCUGUAGAGUCCCGUCGCCUCGGCGGGCACAGAGAGCGGCUCUGUCCCUUUCCCCUCCUUGUCGCGGCCCCUGCGAUGGCGGCGGUGCCCGACGACGGCAAGGCAAUGGAUCUACGGUCCAACGGUGGCGCGGGGCUGGUCAUGGCGAUGGCCGUCCAGGGCGCUGCUCAGGGAGCUGCGGCGGGCGGCGCCUCGCGGCAGGCGAUAGCCGCCGCGGUCGCUGCCGCGCUCCGCACGACAUGGGCGCUGCUGGAGGGGAUCGGCUCCGAGGAGGACGCCGAGCUCGCGAUGCGCUGGCAGGCCAUGGAGCCCGCCAUGCGCCAGCAGCUGCGGGGCGCCCAGCCAGGCGGCGCCGCUCGCGCCAGGCGCAACGUCGGGGCGCACGUCGACCUCGGCAAGGGCGUCGAGGCCUUGCGGCAGGCCCUGGCGCAGCCGCAGCGGGCCCAGCGCGGCGGGCGCUGCGGGCCCCGCGUGCCGGCGCCGCCGGGCCCGGAGGCGGCGGAAGAGACGCCGGAGGACAACGCCGACGACGUCAAGCUGGAGGGCACCACCAGCCUGGACAUCGGGGAGCCCAACGUGGACGAGUGCGAGGGCACCGACCAGGUCAUCGACACCCCCGAGGGCCAGCUGCUGGGCGAGGUCCCGCCCUCCCCACUGCUCAGCGCGGUGUUUGGCGAGGACUCGGAGCUGGGCGUGGACGAGUGCGAGGGCACCGACCAGGUCGUGCACAGUGCCGAGGUGCAGCCUGUUCCUGAGGCGCCGCGGGACGUCGAGCCUGGGGGCCACGGCGGGGGCGGCCCCGAGGAGCAGCUGAUGGAGACGGAGGUGCCGAGGGCGGCAGCAGGCGUGGUUGAGGACGAGGGCCUCUACGACGGCCAGGCCGACGGCACCCAGGUCAAGAGGCAGCGGGACCGCCAAGGAGUACAGCAUCGGCACGCUCCUGAUGCUGGAGUUCACGAUCGUGGGGCUCUUCUUGUUCCUCGCCCUGCGGGGGCGGAUCUGCGCUCAGACCUGCCCGUCGACGGCGUCGAUGGCAUCGGCACGGAGUACGGCGGCACCUUGGAGGGCAAGUUGGGUGAGAGCAUCUUCAGCGACACCGUUCAGGCUCGCGUGCGGAGCGUCUUCCUUUUCGUCCUCAGGGUGGCCUUGCUGAUGGGCGUUGCCUCCUGCCCGUUCGUCUUCUUUGACUGGGGCACGGGCCUCGCGUGCGCCCCGCUCGUACUCGACAUGGAGCCUAUGCCCGACCCGUACCACGCGGCCCGCCAGGCCUUCCCGAGACAAGGUGAAGGCGAGUUCCUGGAUCUGCCACUGCGGACAUAUGAGAAGGAGCAGCGGCUUGAGUCCCUGGUGAAGCUGCGGAGCGAGCUGGAGCACGAGCUGGCCACGGCUUCGCCUGGCAGGAUAGCUCGUACCAUGCUCGCGGAGGACAUCUGGAGGCUCGCGGACGACAUUCGCGAGAUCGAGGCGAUGAGGUGCGCCUGCAAGCUCCUAGGCGGUAACGGCAAGGACAAUCAAGGAGGUGGCAAGGGCAAAGGCGACGCUGGCCAGGGCACGGAGGAGUACGGCAGCGUUGGAAAUUCUACACGCGCGAAUCGGUGGCGAGAGAUCAGGAUGUCAAAGGAGUACGAACAGGCGGUGCAGCUUUCCACGAGGCGCACCGAGGAGGUGGCCAACGUUCAUCGCGCGCAAUUUCAAUUUUACCACCCAGAGCAGCGCGCGGAGUCGCACGAUGUCUUCGACAGAUUAAGGCUCAGCCUCUCCGCCACCAGCGUCCUCGCGUCGCCGGCCACGCUGCUGCUCUUCGUGGCGAUGACGUGCUAUUCCACGGUGCCCGAUGCGACCGCGGCGGCGCUGGACCUUCCGGCGGCCACCUGGCGCCGCGUCGUGGGGCUGCGCCAGAGUCUGCAGGACAAGCGCGCGCGCGAGGAGGCCCUGCGCGCCGAGCGCGCCGCCGCGGCUGCCCGGGCCCGCGACCCCGUGGUGCGGCGGCGGGCGCCGGCGGAGGGCCAAGGCAAGCUGAUCUCGGUGGGGGCGAAGCUGGAGCCCAUCAUGUAA